Messenger RNA from Prunus armeniaca (apricot), 159 nucleotides. Lineage: Eukaryota; Viridiplantae; Streptophyta; Magnoliopsida; Rosales; Rosaceae. The record is from the annotation of a GenBank genome assembly.
AUGGCCCCAUACUUUCCAGCCAGCAGGUACAGUGAGUUCCAAAAUACUUAUAAGAUCUUUGGUGUGAGCAACAUCCAAAAGAUCAUGGCCAUGGCUGCACCUGAUCAAAGACAGGCAGCUGCUGAAGCAUUCUCACGAAGGGAAUGCGAGGAAAAAUGA